Molecule: messenger RNA, 1888 nt
Organism: Catharus ustulatus (Swainson's thrush)
Lineage: Eukaryota; Metazoa; Chordata; Aves; Passeriformes; Turdidae
Product: M-phase inducer phosphatase 2-like
Exons: 15
Coding region: 219-1715 (498 amino acids)
Biological process (GO): positive regulation of G2/M transition of mitotic cell cycle; positive regulation of G2/MI transition of meiotic cell cycle; protein dephosphorylation
Cellular component (GO): nucleus; cytoplasm
Molecular function (GO): protein tyrosine phosphatase activity
Source: RefSeq, a predicted model, not a curated record
GGAGCGGGGCGGGUGGCACCUGUCACCUGUGGUCGCCUCCUGUCACGUUUUGUCACCUUUUGUCACCUUUUGUCACGUUUUAUCCCCUGUUAUCUCCUCUUAUCGCCUCGUAUCAACCCCCGCCUCUCACCUGCCAUCUCUGCACCACCUACUUGUCAUCUCUUGUCCGCUGUCCCCGGUCACUUGCUCCACUUACUCGCUCGGUGCCGGCGCGGACCAUGUCAGUGCGCGGUGGCCGCGGGCUGGUGACUAUCUCCCCGCUGCCCUCGCCGGGCACGGCGGCGUUUACGCCGCUGGCGCUGGACAGGGCUGACCCGGCGGGCCCGGACAGGUACCGGGACACCCGAAAGAGGGGGCGCGGAGCGCUGCCCCUCCCGCGGCUGUGGCACACGCUGUCCCCGGAGCCGCUGGCCUCGGACUGUCCCCCGGGCUCGGUGUCCUCGCAGCCCACGGGCGCAGCGCUGGCGCCGGAUCCCCACGCACAGCAGAGCUCCGCAGCCAUGCAGGAAGACUUCCAGAAAACGAUCCCGGAGUUUGGGAGAGCUCUCAGAGACAGGAAGCUCCUUCGCCAGGGGAUCCACUCCUUGCCGCAGUGGCAGCUGGAAGCAGCCAGCCCCGUCCUGAAGGACAUCUUGCAGCUCCAGGUGUGCAGGGACAGAGUGCGGCGGCGGCAGAGGGAGCCCGAGGAUGAGGAGCCCUUUAGCCCCAAGAAGAGACAAAGGCUGGGCCAGCGGAGCCGGCUGCCCGCCAGCCAUGGGGCUGCCAGGAGGGACCGCCUUGCCAAGAGCCCUUCCUGGGCACCAGAGCUGCUGCUGCUGCCCUGGCAGGGCAAUGCCACCGUGCCCCAGGGCAUAGAGAAUGUGGUGACCACGCCAGUGAUGAAGAAGGAGGUAAAGCUGCACCUAGGGAAGCACAGCCAGUGCUGGCACCUCUUCCACUCACCUUCGGUGCCUGGCAGUGUCCCCAGACCCGUCCUGAAGUGGCGACAGCCCUUGGACAGGGACACCCCUGUCAAGGUCAAGCAGCAGAGGAGGGUGGCAGGCAGCCCUGACAGGGAGGCAUCAGUGGAGCUGGUGCCUCCACAUGGAGUGGAGCUGGAGCCUUCCAGGUCUGCCCAGCUUGAGGAGAUCGAGACCCUGCUGGCCAGUGAUGACCAGGAGCUCAUUGGAGACUUCUCCAAGCCUCACCUCCUGCCGAUGGUGGAGGGGAAGGACCCGGGCCUGAAGUACAUCUCCUCUGGCACGCUGGCGGCAGUGCUGACGGGGCACUUCAGCGGCUUCAUCGAGAGCAGCAUCGUGGUGGACUGCCGGUACCCCUACGAGUACGAGGGGGGCCACGUCAAGGGCGCUGUCAACCUGCCGCUGCAGCGGGAAGUGGAGGAAUUCCUGCUGAAGCAGCCCGUCGCGCCCCUGGACACCAGCAAAAGGGUGAUCAUCAUCUUCCACUGCGAGUUCUCUGUUGAGCGGGGCCCUAAAAUGUGCAAGUUCCUGCGGGAGAGGGAUCGGUCCUGCCACGAGUACCCACAGCUGCACUACCCCGAGCUCUACGUCCUAAAGGGGGGCUACCGCGAGUUUUUCUUGCAGUUCCCGAGCCACUGCGAGCCCCGGGACUACCGGCCCAUGGAGCACCCGGCGUUCAGGGAGGAUCUGCGCAAGUUCCGCGGGCAGAGCCGGCGCGGCCGGCGGGCGCUCUUCGUCCGCGGGCGGGACCUGUGAGCAUCCCACGGGAACGCUGGAGCCGGGGCUGCAGGAAGAGGUCCCUCGGCCCGGGAUGCACCUUGCCUUGGUCUGGUUCAUUAGGAUGUGUUUAAUGUUAAGACUAGGUUUGUGUUUGUUUGUUGUUAUAAAUAUUUUUUUGUCUUUUGUUAUAAAUGUUUUUUGUUUAUUGU